GUCUUUCUGACCUCACGCAGACCAUCAGCAAAUUUGGGCCACAAAUGAUGCAAAGCCACAACUGAGGGCAUGAGCUGGGGUCUUUCUCCUUUGAUCUUUGCAAUUGACAAUUGUCCUCUGUUCUUUGACCUCGCUUGUUGCAUAAAUACGCCUCAAAACAUCUUCUCAUGAACCGUCAACGCAUCAGACAUCUCCUCGUCUGCUUUCUGAUCUUGUUCCUCUUCUAAUCUAGCUCUACAUUGCAACUUUCUACCCCUCUACGCCUCUCAUGUCACUGCUCAGCAAUCGAUACGACAACGUACCUGAAGGAUCCCGCUGGGUGUGUAUCCGAGAACCGAUCCAUGACGAAAAUGGAGAACAUCUUCGCAAGACGAAAUUGGUACGCAAGCUUGUGAAAGAAUGCCCCGGCAUCCGACAGGCAUACCUCGACAACUUGAAGAAAGAAGUGGAACGAAAGCUUGCCGAAAGAGGGCCAAACGAAGAUGACGGCGAUACACCCGUGAACUACUUUGACUGGAACAACGGUUGGCCGAAACGCUCGCGCACAGAACUUGAGGAUGCUGCCAGAGAACGCGAGAACCCAAACACACGCCAAACUGUACCUGCACCAUGGCCUCUGCACUGUACCAACCACUGGUAUGAGUUCUCCUCAGUGGACCAAAAGCUCGAAGGCGCGAACGUUGGCCAAUACUUGGCUGAACUUCGGAAACUUUCUGAUCCUAGCUGUCCCGUUAGACUCUUCAAAAGAAUGCAGCCCAACGAUGAGAUUGAGAUAACCCUCAAGGUGAGUGACUGUCUGACUUGUUUGAGGUUAAUUUAUUUUUCAUCCAAACAGUGGCCUGGGUACGACGCCUUCACACGUACUGCUGAUGUUGCUUGGGUGGGCACUCGGGCACUACUUUUCAAUUGUCUUGUCCUUAUGCUAGACGACUUCAUAAACGAGAUGUCGGAGGUUGAGACACAGGAAGAAUACUACAAGGUGGGCCCUGGAGGCAUCACAAUUGACAGGAUCUGGAUCGUUGGGUUCGGCCAGACCCCCGACAAGAAGUGGAUACCGUGGUUCGAGGUCGACUUUCCGAAACCUAAGUUUGCGCUAUGCAAUGAUGCGACGUCAUCCUCAUAAUUGGGAAGUUUCCCUCUGCACAUACAUUGAUUAUUAUUCUGCACUAUGUGUCCGUUCUAAUAUCAUGUAACAACAAUCUGAUAUACUAAACUUUUACUUAU
Molecule: messenger RNA, 1224 nt
Organism: Somion occarium
Lineage: Eukaryota; Fungi; Basidiomycota; Agaricomycetes; Polyporales; Cerrenaceae
Source: the annotation of a GenBank genome assembly